UUAAUAGUUUAUCAAGUUGUCAUCAAGGUUUUGUAAAAUUGCAAUAUGUCGAAACGUGUAAGCAUUGCGACGCCAGAAGAGAUGGGAGAGGAGCAGAGAGCAACCAUAUCAUCAAAGAGUCCAACUGCAUCGCCGCCAAAGAGUCCCCGGAUGAGUUCUGCAUCCCCGCCGGAAAGUCAAGCAAAAGCCGCAGAUGAAACGAAAGCGACAAGUGACAGCGCAUUGGUGAAAUCCAACACGGAGGAGGAGGUGGAACCUUUCUCGGAUGAUUGUGAGCGUUAUCAAAAGGAUUGUUGCUGUUGUCACUGUGUGGCUGUGCGGUGUGCAUUGAAGAGAGCUGCCUUUCUGAGAACCCCCGAGGGCAAGCGGCGACUCGAGAUGAAGAUGCACAUGAAGAGCUUCUUCAUGGACAUCAAUGCGUUGACAUAUGCGCGUCGAAGGAUUGACAAUCAGUUGGAUGACAGCCAGGAUUCGAUGCCUUCCUCGCGGGAUGGUUAUCCGGCUAGCAUUACAAAAGUGAAACGCAUUGAUUCGAGGUGUCUAUCUGUCGACUGGUUUAUCCAUGACGUGGACUACGUGGAUCAUUAUGAGAUUUUUGUGGACAAUAGAAGGCACAAAAGCGUUUUCAAUCCCCACUUGACCUGCACCAUUUUACUGGACGUGAAUGCGAAAACUUCGCACAAGAUUCUCAUGAAGGCACUGCCCAGAAAGGGUUCUGGCUCCAAUCCCAAUCCCAUUGAUCAGUUGGUCUGCGACGUUUGCUGCGGUCGCAUGGACAGAGUCCUAAAGGGCGACUAUUUCUGCCAAUGUGACAAGCAAACGGAAAUGGGAAGAAUCAAGAAAAAAUACGAGAAAAACAAUUGCCAGACUCUCGUCGACUUUUGGAAACCAAGUGAAUUUUUCUACACUCCAGUCUGCUCUUGUCCUGGGAACUGUGACUGCGAUUGCUUUGCAUCUUAAUUAAAGUUGUUCUUAAAUGCACCGAAUGUAUUUUAAAAAACAAAUUAAAUUUUCCAAUUCCUAAUUUUAAAUUAAA
This is a messenger RNA of Drosophila innubila, 1036 nucleotides long. RefSeq lists its product as uncharacterized. Bases 46 to 960 code for a protein of 304 amino acids. The transcript has a single exon. The record is from RefSeq and is a predicted model, not a curated record. NCBI's taxonomy places the organism in Eukaryota, Metazoa, Arthropoda, Insecta, Diptera, Drosophilidae.